AUGGUUGUUAUUUCCGGAAUUCUAACAAUGAGACCAAAUGAAGAAGAGAUUGAAAGAAAAAAAGAAAUAAGAGAAUAUAUAUGGUCAACCGGAUAUAAAGAAGUUCAGCUAUUACAUUUAGCUGCUAUAAAUGGUAGUAGGGAUAGUAUUAAAUUCUUCAUUGAGAGUGGUCAUGAUAUUAAUGCUCAAGAUUCCGUAGGCAGAACUCCUUUGAUGUGGGCAAUAAAAGCAAGGAACAUAGACACCAUAGAAGCUUUAUUAGAAGCUGGUGCAGAUAUGUUUUUAUUAAACAAAAAUUGCAUGAGUGCAGUAGACAUGUUUUUCUCAGAUCCAAGUAUACAGAUUAUUGUACAUAAGAUUUUUAUUAAUGCAAUGGAAAAAAUAUGUUGUACUGAUGAAGAGAUAAUAAGAAGAAUAACCAAUACAAAUUGCAAUCUGUAUCAAGCUACAUUUUUUAAACGAAUAAAAGUUAUUGAACAUUUAAUUGAACAAGGCUAUUCAAUCCAUUCUACACACCCUGUAACUAAUCAAACAGCUUUACAUGUAGCUGUGAUGUUAGAAGAUGUUGAAACAGCCAGAAUUCUUUUAAAACAUGGAAUUAACUAUAAUGCAAUAGAUUUUUAUAGCUUAAAUGUUUUAGGCUACUUAUAUCGGUUCAAUAAUGAACACACCAUUGAAAAAUUACAACUAUUGGAAAUGUUAUUGGAUUCAGGAGUUUGUGCAACAUCAUAUAAUCAAAAUGGUGCAUUUCAAAUAGACUCUACACUUAUAUGGGGUAGUGCUGAAGCAGUACGUUUAGUUUUAGAGUCAGACAUUGAUUUGGCAGCUGAAGAUACCACUAAUCAGAAUUUUUUCCACUAUCUUGCAACAAAUAAUGCACCAAACAUAGCUAAUGUCUUAAAACCACACAUACAGAAAUUUAAAUUUAGGCUAAAUAAAGCUGAGGAUAAAUGGAAUCAGAGCCCAUUACAUAAAGCUAUAGUAAGUACCAAUGUUGGUAUGCUAAAGCUUUUAUUAAAAUGUGGUGCUGAAGUUAAUAAUCGAGAUCGAUUGGGUUAUACGCCAAUUUAUCGUUCUUGUAAUAAAAUUAUGACAAGAAAUGAAGAUGACAAUAUUCAAUGUAUUGAGCUUCUCUUACAGUAUAAUGCAGAUGCACAAUUACUUAUGGAUGAAGAAAGAUCUACACCAAGUACAAUUUUGGAUUAUCCCUUGAGAAAUAAUCACUAUGGUCGAAUAAAAAUUAUUGUUGCUCAUUUUGUAAUGCUACAAGAAUUAGGUACACCGAUCACUGAUGUCAUUCGGAAGAAAAUCAAUUCAGAACCUAGACUACAAAAAUAUUUUCACAUAUAUCGAAAGGUGCUUAAAAAGAAAUUUUUUGGAUCUAUGUCAUUUUUGAAUUUACUUAGUGCUAAUACAAUAAGAAUGGCUUGUUACUCACGUAAUCAAAAGUUGAUGCUGAAAUUAAAACGUAUUAGCUAUAAACCAAGCGUGAAGUGUCCUUCUUUAUAUUACUACAACACUUUGAAAAUACGUAUGAAACAAGCGAAAUUGCGCAAGAAACUACAAGAUCGUACAGCGCCAAUUAUCUGCAAAUUUUUCAAAAAUUGUGUGAUCACUGAACAGCAUCUUGUUGUAUAUCAUUUAUUCCAUUAUUUACGCGAAAAAGACUUGAGAAAACUGCUUCGACUAUAG
This is a messenger RNA of Phymastichus coffea, 1692 nucleotides long. Its product is annotated as poly [ADP-ribose] polymerase tankyrase-like. The coding region runs from base 1 to 1692 and encodes 563 amino acids. Gene Ontology annotation, molecular function: protein binding. The record is from RefSeq and is a predicted model, not a curated record. The transcript has a single exon. NCBI's taxonomy places the organism in Eukaryota, Metazoa, Arthropoda, Insecta, Hymenoptera, Eulophidae.